GAACUGCCAAAUCCGCCCCCCCCACCUAUCAACUGUGCCUGUCAAUGUUUCUCGGCUUGGUAGUCUCCGAUGAACAGCUAUUGGAAACUGUCGUGUAUUGUAGCACAAUUGAGAUGUGACUUUUAAAUGAAGAAGCGUGUCAAUAUAAUUUACCAAACUGGCUGGACCCGAGUCUCAGACCCUUCAUUGAGGAUGUAUGGAUUUAUUAACACAUGUUUGAAGUCUUUGAUUAUAGAAAAAUUCGGAGAAGAAACAUGGGAGAAACUGAGAAUCGCUGCUGAAGCCCCAGACACUUUUAUGACAUUUAAAGUAUAUGCGGAUGAUAAUACAAUGCGACUGGUGGAAGAAGCAUGCAAGUUGUUAGAUGUGGAGCCAGCUAUGGUGUUACAACAAUUUGGAGAGUAUUUUUUUGAGUUUUGCAAGAGAUCUGGAUAUGAUCACAUGCUUCGUACUCUGGGAGGUAACCUGAUGGAGUUCAUUGAGAACCUUGAUGCAUUACACAGUUACCUGUCAUUAUCCUAUCAGGAGAUGAAUGCACCAUCCUUCAGGGUGGAAAAAAACGAAGACAAUUCUAUGCUACUGCACUAUUAUUCUGACAGGAGAGGACUGUGUCACAUUGUCCCUGGCAUACUUGGUGCAGUGGCCCUGGAUUUUUUUAACAGUGAAAUCACGAUGGAUAUUGUGAGUCAGAUGGAAGAGGAAGAACGAACGGGUAAAAAGGAACAUGUUGUUUUCCUGGUAACUCAGAAACCAGCAUAUUCACAUAAACGACGCAGCAGGUUAUCUGCGAAGCCACAGUAUCUGUCUGAUACACGCAAGCAAAGUGAAAAACAGUUAAAUAAACUGGACUUGGAAAGAGCAAUGGCCAAGAUGAAAAGCAAAGUGUCUGGAUCCCCUGUCAGGAAAAACCACUGGGAAACAGUCCGUGGGAUUGUCAAAUUGGGAAAAGGCAAAUUAUUAAGAGGCUUUGAACCAGUCUAUCCUGAGAGAUUGUGGGUUGAUGUAAAAACAUUUUGCAAUUCUUUUCCUUUUCACGUUGUCUUCAAUGAAGAGCUUAGGGUAAAACAAGCAGGGAUAAAUAUACAGAAACUGGUCCCAGGACUUCAAACAAUGGACAUCCGACUUGAUGAAUACUUCAACAUUGUUCACCCGGAAGUAACAUUCAAAAUAUCAAGUGUGCGGAAAUUUAUUAAUAGCUUAUUUGUGUUAAGAACAAAACGGGAAAUGAUGCCAGAAUCAUGGAAGCAUCGUCCAAUGUUGGAACUAAGAGGUCAAAUGGUGUGGAUGGAAUAUUUGCAAUGCAUGGUGUAUCUGUGCUCUCCUCUGCUGCGUAGCUUACAUGAGCUUGAAGAGAGGCACAUGCACAUUUCUGAUAUUGCCUCUCAUGAUGUGACCAGGGACCUUAUUCUUCUGAAUCAGCAGAGACUAGCUGAGAUGGAAUUAUCCAAUCAGCUUGAAAGAAAGAAAGAAGAACUAAGAAUUCUGUCCAAGCAUUUAGAGGAAGAAAAGAAGAAAACAGAAGCAUUGCUCUAUGCAAUGUUACCAAAGCACGUAGCGAACCAGCUCAAAGAAGGCAAAAAAGUUGAGGCAGGUGAAUUUAAGGAGUGUACCAUACUGUUCAGUGAUGUUGUGACAUUUACAAAUAUCUGUGCGCAGUGUGAACCUAUUCAAAUAGUGGUUAUGCUCAACACCAUGUACUUGAAGUUUGACAGAUUAACCACAGUCCAUGAUGUUUAUAAGGUGGAGACAAUAGGAGAUGCCUACAUGGUGGUUGGAGGAGUCCCUGUACCUGUUUCUUCACAUGCUGAGCGAGUAGCAAAUUUUAGCUUGGGAAUGAUCAUAGCAGCUAAAGGUGUAACAAAUCCUGUGACAGGAACACCUAUCCAGAUAAGAGUUGGGGUAACCACAGGCCCAGUUCUGGCUGGAGUAGUUGGUGAAAAGAUGCCUCGAUAUUGCCUUUUUGGAGAUACAGUCAACACAGCUUCAAGAAUGGAAAGCCACGGUGUACCAAACAAGAUCCAUCUCAGUCCUAGUGCUUUCCGAGCACUUAAGGAUAAAAACUUUGAAAUACAUGAAAGGGGUGAAAUUGAAGUUAAAGGAAAAGGGAAGAUGUGCACUUACUUCCUCAUCAGAAAUCUGGUUGCAUCAGAAAGUGAAAUCAUGGGCAGACCAUUAAGGGAGUCUGAUUCUGGCCGAGAAUCUCUGCAGUCCCUACCUGAUUCAAAGGCAGAAUAUGUCAACCAAAAAGAUCGUGGGUGCAAUAUAUAUCAGGAUCGACGACCUACUGUUGCAAUGAAGUACACUGAUACGUCCAGAAUUGUCACAGAGAACAUUUAUACAGAAAUAAAGGAUACAGCAGGAAAAACACGUGGUUCGGAAAGUUAUGGGAGUCUGCACAGUGUCCAUAGCCCUCAGAAAUCAGAGGAUGACCCCCAGCAGCUUCCAAAGCAUCAUGAUGAGCAAGAAAUGGGGAAACCUAGUCGGAAAAACACCAAAUCCAAUUUAUGUAUUUUACUAUAAAUGUUCAAAAUAAAAACAAAAAAAGUUUCAGCUUUCAUAAUGCCAAGCGUUGUUGUGCUAAAUGAACAUCACAAUUGCCCCAGAUGUCAUUGCUUCAACAAUGCCUUAAAUUUGCAUUGAAAGCAGACUAGAAAUGGGGGAGCAUGUACACAGUCUUGAUUGCAGAUUUAUUAACUUAUUGUAUAAUAAAAUGUGUGUUGCCUCUAAAAGUUCAACAAAUGUUCUGACAAUGAAAUCUAUUUACUGUACAGUACAUUUAUUCCAACAGACUAUUCCUGUCAUAUAUGACACUUUCAGAGGCCAUAAUGAUUUAAUACUAUUACAGAUAGGAAUUGAUGUCCUUUGAAGGAAAUAUACAAAGUAAACAUUCAUUUUUAUAUUUUAUUUAGUAUACAUCAAUUUUUAACUUGGCUUCAUUAUCUUAAUUCAAAAAUGCCAUGUUAAUUCACCUUAGAGCAAAUUUGGGAACCAUCAGCCCACUGUGAUUUAAUCGGCUCUUUAAAACACUAUACAAUUAUUCCCAAUCCCCUGCUCUUUUCCUAGAUCUUCCCAAAUGUUUCCUUCUCAAGUAUUUAUCCAGUUCCCUUUUAAACAUUCCAAUGAACCUGCUUCCACUACCCUUUUAGGCAGUACAUUCCAGAUCAUAAAUGCCUGAGCUUUUAAAAACAAAACUUUCUUUCCCUUAUCCAUUCCAUUUUCAAAUACCUGAGUUAUCAAAAACUCUUAGUCUUGAAUAAAUACAUUCAGGCAUUUGGGUUUCAGAAGGAAAGAAACAAAUUAAGACUAAAUUAGUAUGCCAGUGAUGUUUCCAUAAUGCAUGAAUUCACCAGUCAACAUUAUUUUUCUACAAGGAUUGUGGUAGCUAUACAUUCCCUUCUCUUUUAUUAUCCUUGUAGAAAAAUAAUAUUGACUGGUGUGUAUUUUGGAUGCACAUCUCAUUGUGCUAUAACUUCUAUUUCACUGGGAGUUAUAGGCCCACACACCCUUGCAUAUGCCAGUUUCACAAUGAAGUAAAAAUUCAAGUAAGCAGAUAAAAAUGUAUUAAAUGAUUUGUUAUACGCACAUGCUUGUGCACGAACUUACAGUUGUUGUAGGCCUGGAAAAUAUAUCAUCCCAAGGGGUAGAUUCAGAUUUUGAUAUCAAGACUGAAGUGAUGGCACUUGCUAAUGACCUUAAAGAAAUGGCCCAGAAAGAUUUACUGAUCCCUGUGUUAGAUUUUAUACUUACAAACGUUAAUUUCAUGGGAAAAUCACCACUCAUAUUUUCUCCUCCAACUAAUACAUUAUAGUGACUUGGAAAUAUAUUACAAUUACUUCACUGUCAUUGGGUCAAAAUUCUGGAACUCCGUUCAUCAUAGCAAUCUGUCUGUACUAUAGCACCCCAUGUACUAUAGCAGUUCAUACUGAUGGCUCACCAUCAUUUUCUCAAGAGCAUUUAGGGGUGGGCAAUCAAUGUUGACCCUGCUAGAGAUACUGACAUUACUACAAUUAACAAAAGAAAUCUGGCGGGAACUGUAGGCGAUGCCUGGUGCCCAGCAACUGUGAGGUCAUCCAUCAAAUAAUUACCCCAAUUACCAAAUAAAAAAGCAAAAUCACAGAAUUACAGAAUUAUACUACACAGAAGGAAGCUAUUCAGCCCACAUUGUCUUCACUGACUCUGCAAUGAACAUUAUGACUUGGCACUAUUCUCCUGCCUUUUCACAUUGUUUCUAUUCAAAUAAUCUUUCAGUGGCCUCUUGUAUUGAAUUUGCUUCCAGCACAUUUCCAAGCAGUGCAUUCCAGACCCAAACCAUCUAUUGUGUGAAACAAAAUCCUAUGUAGGCAAAUCUGUGCUCUUUCAUUCUCAAUCCUUUUAUGAAUAGGAACAAUUUCUCCAGACCCCUCACGUUAUUGAAAAUGUUUAUCCAAUUUCCUCCUAGUCUUCUCACCAAGGAGAACAGUCCUAAACUCUAUAAUCUAUCCUCUUAACUAAAGUUUCACAUCCGUGCAACUAUAACCACUAACUAUUCUAUCCUGUAUAAUUGUUUUUUUUGGAAUCUUCCCCACUACUGAUAUUAAAUAGACUCAUCUGUAUUGCUGGGGUUAUCCUUACAAACUUCCUUAAACAGGGUUGUCAUGCCUGCAAUUCUCCAGUUCUCUGACAAAUCCCCUCAAUCUGGGGAAAACAGAAAGAUUAUGGGCAGUGUCCCUGCAAUCUUCACUCUCAUUUCCUUCAAUAGCCUUGCAUAUGCUUUAUCCAGUCCCAAUGCUUUGCCAAAUUUAAGUAUGGAUAGUCUGUUCAAAUAUUCAUAUUCACUCACCAAAGCCUGGUUAUCAUCUACUUCCUUCAGAAACACAGGUGCCUCCAUAUGUAAUUUCCUUUCUUUGCCACUACUGCUCCUUUUACAAAGCUCUUUCUGCUGAUAUGCUUAUCAAGGACUUUGGG
Molecule: messenger RNA, 4944 nt
Organism: Chiloscyllium plagiosum (whitespotted bambooshark)
Lineage: Eukaryota; Metazoa; Chordata; Chondrichthyes; Orectolobiformes; Hemiscylliidae
Product: guanylate cyclase soluble subunit beta-2-like
Biological process (GO): cGMP biosynthetic process; response to oxygen levels
Cellular component (GO): guanylate cyclase complex, soluble
Molecular function (GO): guanylate cyclase activity; heme binding
Source: RefSeq, a predicted model, not a curated record